Molecule: messenger RNA, 5598 nt
Organism: Lagopus muta (rock ptarmigan)
Lineage: Eukaryota; Metazoa; Chordata; Aves; Galliformes; Phasianidae
Gene: KLHL28
Product: kelch like family member 28
Exons: 5
Coding region: 261-1976 (571 amino acids)
Molecular function (GO): protein binding
Source: RefSeq, a predicted model, not a curated record
CUUUGCACCAACCGCCGCGGGGAAACGGAGCGCCGCGGCUCCGCCGGGAGAUUCCGACCGCGCGCAGUGGAACCCGCGCCGCGGGCACGCGGCGCUGCGGGCACACGGCGUGCCGCCCUCCGUGCCCGACAGCCCCGGUACCGCGCGGUGGUUCGGCCCGGCCCGGCGCCGUGCGGGGCGGCGGCGCCCGGAAGUGACGCGUGCGGCCGGGCGCUGCUGUGCCGGAGGGAGCGAGGAACGGCCCGAAAACCGCGCCGCAGAUGGACCAGUCGUCUCCAACCUACAUGCUUGCCAACCUAACACACUUGCAUUCUGAACAGCUUCUGCAAGGCUUGAACCUCCUUCGCCAGCAUCACGAGCUGUGUGACAUUGUCCUUAGGGUUGGCGAUGUCAAGAUCCAUGCCCACAAAGUGGUGCUCGCCAGCAUCAGCCCGUACUUCAAAGCCAUGUUCACCGGGAACCUCUCUGAGAAGGAGAAUUCAGAGGUAGAGUUCCAGUGUGUUGACGAAGCAGCCCUGCAGGCCAUCGUGGAGUAUGCCUACACAGGAACUGUGUUCAUCUCACAGGACACCGUGGAGUCGCUUCUUCCAGCUGCAAACCUUCUCCAAAUCAAGCUGGUGGUGAAGGAGUGCUGCGCCUUUCUGGAGAGCCAGCUCGAUCCUGGCAACUGCAUCGGGAUUUCUCGUUUUGCAGAGACCUAUGGCUGCCACGACCUGUACUUGGCUGCCAACAAGUACAUCUGUCAGAACUUUGAAGACGUUUGUCAGACUGAAGAAUUCUUUGAGCUUACGCAUUCUGAAUUGGAUGAAAUUGUUUCCAAUGACUGCUUGAAUGUCGUGACAGAAGAAACAGUUUUUUAUGCACUGGAGUCCUGGAUCAAAUACGAUGUUCAGGAGCGACAGAAGUAUUUAGCACAGCUGCUGCACUGCGUCCGGCUGCCGCUGCUGAGUGUGAAGUUCCUUACGAGGCUGUACGAAGCAAACCAUCUCAUUCGUGAUGACCAUACCUGCAAACAUCUUCUAAACGAGGCUCUAAAAUACCACUUCAUGCCUGAACACAGACUUUCCCACCAGACCAUGCUGAUGACACGACCUCGCUGUGCUCCUAAAGUUCUGUGUGCUGUAGGAGGAAAAGCUGGGCUGUUUGCGUGUUUAGAAAGUGUUGAAAUGUAUUUUCCCCAGAACGAUUCCUGGAUAGGCCUGGCACCUCUUAGCAUUCCCCGCUAUGAAUUUGGAAUAUGUGUCCUAGACCAGAAAAUCUAUGUUGUAGGAGGGAUUGCAACCCACGUGUGUCAAGGCAUCAGCUACAGGAAGCACGAGAACUCAGUGGAGUGCUGGGACCCCGACACAAACACCUGGACGUCUCUGGAGAGGAUGUUUGAGAGCCGCAGCACGCUGGGAGUGGUGGUCCUGGCAGGAGAGCUCUAUGCCCUGGGGGGCUACGAUGGGCAGUCGUAUCUACGAACUGUAGAGAAAUACAUUCCUAAAGUGAAGGAGUGGCAGCUAGUGGCCCCAAUGAACAAAACGAGAAGCUGUUUUGCUGCAGCUGUCUUAGAUGGAAUGAUAUAUGCCAUUGGUGGCUAUGGUCCUGCCCAUAUGAACAGCAUGGAACGCUACGAUCCAAGUAAGAACUCCUGGGAGACGGUAGCUUCAAUGGCUGACAAAAGAAUAAACUUUGGUGUCGGUGUCAUGCUGGGCUUCAUUUUCGUGGUAGGGGGGCACAACGGGGUGUCCCACUUGUCGAGCAUUGAGCGGUACGAUCCCCACCAGAACCAGUGGACUGUGUGCCGACCCAUGAAGGAGCCCAGAACAGGAGUGGGUGCAGCUGUAAUUGAUAACUACCUUUACGUAGUUGGAGGUCAUUCAGGGUCAUCCUACCUGAACACUGUACAGAAGUAUGACCCCAUCUCAGAUACCUGGCUGGACUCUGCUGGUAUGAUGUACUGCCGCUGCAAUUUUGGUUUGACUGCACUUUGAUGACAAGCAGGACUUCAUGGACCUGUUGUGAGGUUGGAACUUGAUGUGGUUGAAGAUAAACCCUGCCACUGGAGACCAUAUGCUGCGUUUUCUGGAGCUGAAAAGUUGCAGGAAUGUGGUGGAGUUGUGGUUGAAGUGAGGAAGGAAUCAUUUCCUCUUGGUUGCUGGCCUUGUUGCUUGGGUGCCACGGGCAGCAGGAGUGGGAAGCUCACCAGCAGCUGGGCUUGGGCAGCAUCUGUUACAGGCAGGGAACUUUAACAAGUACUGUACAUGCCUAGGACGUGGUUAGGACACUCACUGUCUGUCUGACCCUUUCACUUUCUAGAGCUUUUCUCUCUUCCUCCUGCCUACUAAGAAACAUGAAGUUUACUGUGCUUGGGGUGAGAGACGUAUGGGUGUGCUGUGUGACUGGGCUCUGCUGGUGACUGUCUGGUUGUGUCUUCAUAUUAAGAAAAUGCCAGUGCUUCAUAAUUUUUUUAUGAACCGUAACUAAAGGGCUGCCUUGUUUCUGUAUCUCAAGGUCUGUAAAUAAUAAAUGCCGUAGUCCAUUGCCUGUGCACUCUCCUUUGUGACCUGCUUGCUGGUAGGAGGGCUGGGACGAGUAGGAACUGCUGAAAGAACUUGGCAAGGCACAUUUAUUGCCUCCCAACAAAAUGUCGCGAUCUGAUGAAGAGAAUCACAUUUUUAAACCUUCCCAUGUAUUUCUCUCUGUCGUGGACAGAUGAGUACCAGAAGUGGUGACUCGGUCUUGCUGGUCUGCUGUGAGGUUUCAGUUGUGAUGCAAAGAGAAGUGACAGCAUCAGAAAACGUGGCAGCAGCGUUUGCGGCAUGCCAUAAAAUACUCAGAAAACAAUCAGUCCCAUCCUUCCCCAGAGCACACCUGUGUCUGUAUCCCCUUCAAAUUCCCUCUUUAAAAGAAUGUAUGAUCCCUCUCUCAGAGUGCUGGGGUGUGAGGACGGGGCUAGCUGUGUGCCUGGUGCUGUGGCUGUCCCUGCAGUGAGUGCAGUGUGCAGGCAGCACGGUGCCUGUGCUUGUGCUGCUGGCUUUCCUUCUGACUCGCUUGAGACAUCUGUGCCUAUGGAAACUGUCAAGAAGAACACAGUGUAGUGAAUGAGCUCUGUGUGUGUUACUUUUCUUUUUUUCAGGAGAUCUGUGUUUCUUGUUCUCACAAAUACAUAAUGCAUACAUGUGGAGCAGUAAGAUCCCAGCCCGGGUUCUUGCCCUGAUCACAGCCUGCAUGCAGUGCUGCUGAGUGCAGUGCUGGGCUCAGUGCUGCUGGAGCACCAGGUGGUCAUAACUGUGUGAUGGCCCCAAGCCUGGUGCCAAUGCAGGCAAAUGGAGGCUGAUGCUGGGGGUUGUAAAGCUUAUUUCAAAAUAGAUGAGUGAGUACGUAGCACUUCUAGCUAAUUCAGCACGUUUGGGUUUGCCUUCUGCUUUGAACUGGGAAUUGUGGUUGUCCUGAAUUUCUGUUUUGAUUGUGUUGCCAGACCUGGUACUUAGGAAGUGUUCUGCCUCGACUUACUUCUGUUCUAACACGUUCAGUUAAUGUUUGUCUCCCCUUGUUUUCCAAACCCACGUAGUAUUGUUUUUGAAGGUGCAAUAAUAUUUAAAACAGUUGCUUUAAAAGCUGUCUCUUUGUAGAUACGCCUAGCAGAUGUUCUCUCAGUACACUUAAUUUAUUGUUUAUUUUUUCCCUGAGGAGCUAAUUGCAGCUGGGCAAGCACUGGGGGUCUUUGUUCUUCCAUAAGGUCAGAUUUGAGCAGCUGAGGGGGCACAGGAGCUUUCACCAUAGAGCAGAACCCACCCAUUGCAGUUGCUUGCACAAGUCACAGAAUCCUGCACGUGUCCUUCAGGUUUGGCAGAAUCACACAGGACUUUAAAAGCAAAUAAUUCACAGGGCAAGAGAUUUCAAUGCAGUUUGUGUGACCUACAGAGGAUUUCUGGUUACAUAGCAAUAAUAGUGUAACUGGACAUGAGUAACUGCACUGGGUGGGAGUGCAGAGCAGGGGCAGGUGGGGCAGUGGUGGUGCUUCAGUCUGCACAGAUCACCUUCACAUUCCUGCCCUGGUGAAUGCACAAGGCAAAUGCUUCCGUGUGCUCUUCUCAUUUACAGCAUCACAGAUGCCAUUGGUUAUGAUGUCUUCUGACUCUAUCAGGAGAUAAAGUUGCUGAGCAAUCUAAUAUCAAGGAAGAAAAGCUCUUACUUACAGUCAGGUGUGUGCCUGUAAGCACAGGAGUUGUUCCAUGCAGGUCAACGUGUGCUGUACUGCAGUAGGAUUCCAUGAAUGAAGAUGCCAGUGCAUCUUUGCUUGAAAUACUCUCAUGGAAACUAUCAGGAAAUUCUGUUUCUGGGCAGUAGAAGGUGGUGUGAGAGACAGAAAUCGUUUUGAUGUCACCAGAAGAAAAAGAAAUCUUUUUUCAGUGUGAUAUUAUUGGUUUUCAAUGCACGCAUCUUUCAUUUAUGGAAGGCAGAAGAUGUUUUAUUACAUUUAUCUGAGCAGCAGCAAUACUAAGUUAGAUGAUAGAGACUGACCCUGAAUCGUAUCAUGUAGUAUUGCUAGACUUGAAGGUAGCAGCAUGAAAAAUUCUCUUUGUACACAGCAUCAGGAAUGGGAAGAACACAUGAUGGAAUGUUCUGCUGUUGGUGGAUGAACUGUUGGGCUGGUUGGACAGAGAUGGGCAGGGCAGUGCCUCAGCUUUAGGCAUCAGUUCGUGUCACACUGCCCUCGUUCUGUUCAGGCACUUGCUGUCCUGUGUCUCAAAGCGUUUGGUGAUGGGAGGUCGGGCACAACAGCUUGUUUGCACAGUGCUCCUGUUGUAAUGUCUGUCUUACAGCUGAAAAUCUAAGGACCUUCAACCAAGAUGUCACACAACGAUAAAUUAUCAUCCAGUUCUAUUUUUUAAUCACUCAGAAUGAUCUGUAGAGCACUUUAAAAUGGGCACGAGUUCGUAUGUGCGCGCAUAGUUCCCAAAUUUCUGCUUUCUUAACUCAGAUAUUCAUCUGUAAGCUUCGUGCCUGCCUGUCCUUCCAGGAAUGCUCUUCUUGCAGGAGGCCUCAUGGGCUGCAAGGGUGACAUGUGUCCCAUGAGCAUCACUCCAUUCCCCUUUGCUGGGAGACAGCAUGUCACCAUUGCGAAGCUGCCAUCAGUAAAUCCCCAUCCAUCACCUAAAACAAUGCAAAACGUCCCAGCUUGCCUUAAAUUCUUGAUAUCUAACUGAAACGCAAAGAACUGGAUGAUAACUCCUGUUUUUUUGCCUUACGCGCUGUGCUGUAUUUUAAACCCAAGGAGAAGUAUAAUUUUUAGCAGGGUUUGAUAACUGUACAGAGAACACCGAAACGUGCUGGGCUGUGCUGAGUGCUGUGUGAGGAGUGAGCAGUGCUGUGUGGCUCUGUGUCCAUUCCCACGUGCACACCUUCUUUAGCAGCGAUGUUCUGGUUCUGUUAUUGUUUACAGUGUGCUAUUUGAGGUCAGCAGGAAAUGAGCUGUAACUUGCAUCCUGGUUCCUUGCCCGUGUUCUCAAUGUGUUGGCUCUUGUGAUAAUGCUCUGUAAUGGUUGUUGUAACUAUUUCAUUGAGUGUGAAGCAGUUUAGUAAAUAAACCUGGAGAAAAGCUUGCUUUCA